UUGCGUGACGCGGAGACGCGCUGGCGGCGUGGGGCGCGUGUCUGUGGAGAACAGACAGAGAAAGCGCUGCUUAUUCAUUUCAGACAGCACAAGGAUGUGGGUUUAUCAGCAGGAAUUGCUCGGAUUAUAGUGAUUUUUCUCCUCGUUUAUGUGGUUUGAGAUCAAAUAACACCGUCUGAUCUCUGCUUUAGUUACAUGUGCCUCCAGCAGCAGAAGAUUUUGCCACGCCCACAGCUGAAGAUGUCAGACAAUGGGGAAGUAGAAGACAAGCCGCCAGCUCCGCCCAUGAGAAACACCAGCACAAUGAUUGGCUCGUCCAGUAAAGACUCAGGCCCUCUGAAUCACGGCUCCAAACCUCUGCCCCCCAACCCAGAGGACAAGAGGAGAAAAGAAGGCUUCAUCCGAUCCAUACUCACCGGAGGAGGAGACAAGACCAACAAGAAGAAGGAGCGUCCAGAGAUCUCUCUACCGUCGGACUUUGAGCACACCAUCCAUGUUGGCUUUGAUGCAGUCACAGGAGAGUUCACUGGCAUGCCUGAGCAGUGGGCACGGUUACUCCAGACGUCCAACAUCACCAAACUGGAGCAGAAGAAGAAUCCUCAGGCGGUUCUAGACGUGCUUAAAUUCUACGACUCUAAAGAAACGAACAACAGCCAGAAAUACAUGAGCUUUACAGAUAAAGGUGUGGAUAACUACAGCUCUUCCAACGCAGUGAACUCCAAGACCGUUUCCGAGACCCCUGCCGUGGCCACCGUCUCCGAGGAUGAUGAUGAGGAUGAAGCCACGCCCCCACCCACGAUCGCACCCCGUCCCGAGCACACCAAAUCUAUCUACACACGCUCCGUCAUUGAACCUCUUCCUCCUCCGCUCUCCACCAAAGACGCCGCCACAUCGCCCAUCGCCAACGCGACCUCUGACGCCUGCAGUCCCACCCCGACACCCUCCAGCACCACCGCCACUAACACCCCCACACCCUCCACCCCGCAAAGUGCUGACAAGACAAGGAAGAAGAAGAUGACCGACGAGGAGAUACUCGAGAAACUGCGAAGUAUAGUCAGCGUGGGUGACCCGAAGAAGAAGUACACGCGAUUUGAGAAGAUAGGCCAGGGGGCGUCUGGAACAGUCUACACGGCCAUAGACAUCGCCACGGGACAAGAGGUGGCCAUCAAACAGAUGAACCUACAGCAGCAGCCCAAGAAAGAGCUGAUCAUCAACGAGAUCUUAGUCAUGAGGGAAAACAAGAACCCCAACAUCGUCAAUUACCUGGACAGUUACCUGGUGGGGGAUGAGCUCUGGGUGGUGAUGGAGUAUCUGGCUGGAGGUUCCCUGACAGACGUGGUGACGGAAACCUGUAUGGAUGAAGCGCAGAUCGCCGCUGUCUGUCGGGAAUGUCUACAAGCCCUGGAGUUUCUUCACUCGAAUCAGGUUAUUCACAGAGACAUCAAGAGUGACAACAUUCUCUUGGGCAUGGACGGAUCUGUCAAACUCACUGAUUUCGGCUUCUGCGCUCAGAUCACUCCUGAACAGAGCAAACGAAGCACCAUGGUGGGGACGCCCUACUGGAUGGCACCAGAGGUGGUGACCCGUAAGGCCUACGGACCCAAAGUGGACAUCUGGUCCCUGGGCAUCAUGGCUAUAGAGAUGAUAGAGGGCGAACCGCCGUACCUCAACGAAAACCCUCUGAGGGCUCUGUACCUCAUCGCCACCAAUGGAACUCCAGAACUGCAGAACCCAGAGAAACUCUCCUCCGUGUUUCGUGACUUCUUAAACCGCUGUCUGGAAAUGGACGUGGAGAAGAGAGACUCGGCCAAGGAGCUCUUACAGCACCAGUUCCUGAAAGUGGCCAAGCCUCUGUCCAGCCUCACUCCACUGAUCAUAGCGGCUAAAGAGGCGGCCAAGAACAACCGCUAGCCCCCCGGGAUGACCCCCGGCCCCACCUGUCCUCCGCCCCGUCCCGUCAGCCCUCUCUCUCUCUCUCUCUCUCUCUCUCUCUCUCUCUCUCUCUCUCUCUCUCUCUCUCUCUCUCUCUCUCUCUCUCUCUCUCUCUCUCUCUCUCUCUCUCUCUCGCCCUGGUCAGGAGCUCUCAUGCCGAGGGUUCAUCCGUCCCUCGUCCUCUAGUGCUGCUGUGAUGGGGUCCGAGGGGUGUCUGCAGUCACUGCUGUGGUCACCGAAAAGGCUCUGAAUGAUGACAUCACUGAAAAAUAAAGGGUCACGGUGCGUCAGGCCCAAAGCAUUAUGGGGGAUUUGCCCCCGUGUUUCACCUGGCUGACUUUCUCUGGGUCUCACUGUCAGUUUUUCUAUUGCUCUUUUGUUUGAUUUUGUGUUGAAUGCCUGUCAAAUCAUGGGAACAUGAUUCAUGUUUUCUUGUCGGUUAUUUGUUUGUUCAUUUUACAAUGUUUUUUUUAAAGUGUUUGUGUAUGUGUGAGAGUGCGUAUGUGCGUGUGUCGGCUCAUAGAUUAGCUGAGAUCGCGACUUGAUGCGUGGCACGAUUGUACCGCGAUCUCAUCGACAGAAAGAUCUCGUCCGAUACACGUUUUUUUGAUAUUGAAACUUAAUGAUCUGUAACAGACUAUUGAUUUAAGGUACUAUGAAGGAUGCCUGUGCAUGAAGAGACUGCAUUUCAGAUGCAGUUUUGAAACGACCACCUGAGGUCCGUUCUGUCCCAUUAACCCUCCACAUGUCGGAAAUGAAACAAAACCUCACUGCAUUCUGUGCUUUAAGAUGGUUUGUGUUGCCACAAACAUUAAUGAAAUUGAAAUUUUCUGAUGUUGCGUUCAUGUACCCUUUGGCCUUAAACGAAUAGUACGAAGAUGGCACAACCCACGAAGAUGCAAUCUAUUGCCAUUUCAAUGGACUGAUGGGAUUUGUUUAUGAAGAAAAUCUUUCCUGUAAGCAGUCAGUGUCUCUGCGAGCCAUAAACCGUUUAUAAGGCCUUUUUACGAAUCGAAAUUCUUAAUGAAAUGGGACGAAUAAACUUCAGAAUUAA
Messenger RNA from Rhinichthys klamathensis goyatoka, 2986 nucleotides. It is a transcript of the gene pak1, whose product is annotated as p21 protein (Cdc42/Rac)-activated kinase 1. The transcript has 15 exons. Gene Ontology annotation, biological process: regulation of MAPK cascade; intracellular signal transduction; regulation of axonogenesis. The record is from RefSeq and is a predicted model, not a curated record. NCBI's taxonomy places the organism in Eukaryota, Metazoa, Chordata, Actinopteri, Cypriniformes, Leuciscidae. Gene Ontology annotation, cellular component: cytoplasm. Gene Ontology annotation, molecular function: protein serine/threonine kinase activity; ATP binding. Bases 196 to 1911 code for a protein of 571 amino acids.